AUGGAAUUGACCAAAAUGUCAGACAUGACAAAGCUUCACCAAGCUGUGGCUGUAGGGGACUACAAUUUAGUGAAAAAGAUUUUGAAAAAAGGUCUCUGUGACCCAAACUACAAGGACGUGGACUGGAAUGACCGGACUCCACUUCACUGGGCUGCAAUCAAAGGACACAUGGGGGUGAUGCACCUGCUGAUAGAAUAUGGAGCCAGGCCCUGCCUGGUGACCGAUGUGGGCUGGACCCCAGCUCAUUUUGCGGCUGAGUCAGGCCAUCUGAAUGUCCUCAAAACUCUCCACGCGUUGCAUGCUGCCAUUGACACCCCUGACUUCUUCGGAGACACACCCAAAAGGAUUGCACAGAUCUAUGGGCAGAAAGCCUGUGUGGCCUUCCUGGAGAAGGCCGAGCCCGAGUGCCUGGGCCACCGCCGCGCCGCCCGGCAGGAGGGGCUGCCGCUGGAUGAGCGGGACGCAGAGUGGGACGCCAAGAAGAAAGAGCUGGAGCUGUCUCUUCCUUCCCCAAAUCGAAAUACUAAAAAAAAGAGCAAGAAAAGUCGAGGCCCCCACAGGCUCAGCAACAUCAAGGAGCAGAGACUAUGAAAAGGCUGGAGCCUGGGGGACUCCUGUGUUUAAAUGGCAGGAGACUUUCCCCCGCCCCAGACUAAAGGUCUUGGGCAUGUGUUGUCUUCACAUGAUUUCACUCACAGAUUCUCAGCCCGCUUCUGCCAGAAGCUCAUGACCUGUCUUUCACUUUGAAAGUCUUGCCCGCGUGCUCUGUACGUGGGCUGUUGUAUUCUUGCUAAAAUCUGUUUGAUCACAAGAAUACAGGAGGGACAAAUGUCAGCUGCUUGCUCACUGUCAUCAGUGAUUUGCACUGUCAGCACCCCCUGACACCCCUCCCCACUCCCUCCCUCCAAUUAAAGAAUUUCAGGGGACAAAGAAAGAGUACUCUUAAGGAA
This is a messenger RNA of Galeopterus variegatus (Sunda flying lemur), 950 nucleotides long. RefSeq names its product ankyrin repeat domain 66 (gene ANKRD66). Lineage: Eukaryota; Metazoa; Chordata; Mammalia; Dermoptera; Cynocephalidae. The coding region runs from base 1 to 591 and encodes 196 amino acids. The transcript has 3 exons. Gene Ontology annotation, molecular function: protein binding. The record is from RefSeq and is a predicted model, not a curated record.